CUUCGCGUUUCGAAAUUUUUCGAAGCUCAGUUUCGGCGUAAUUCCUGAACAGUAUGGCGUCUUACCCGAUCAUUCAGGAACGUGAGGGGGAAUGGACCUCCAAUGAAAUGAUUGAAAUCUUAGGCUUUAGAAUUCCAGCGUUUUUUGUGUAUGGCUCUCAAGGUCCUGAGUUGCUGUGCGACUUCAUCACUAAUUUUCAGACGAAACCUGAUGAUGUAUUUAUUGUCAGUUACCCUAAGUCAGGGACCACUUGGGUUCAAGAAAUUGUCUGGCAGAUUUACCACGAUGGUGAAAUCAGUCAUAAAGUUCUUGGAGAUCGCAUCUUGUACAUAGAAAAAGCUUUAUUACCAGAAUCAACUCAUCUUGAUAUUAAAAGUAUGCCGAGCCCUCGUCUGUUUAAGAGCCACCUGUCUUAUGAUGCGAUUCCUAAGAGUACAGACGAGGCCAAGACAACCUGUAAAUAUAUCUACGUCGCUCGCAACCCCAAGGAUGCUGCAGUCUCAAGCUACAAAUUUAUGGGUAGCUUUGGCACAAACGGAAUGAAUGCACCAUGGGAAUUUUAUGCGAAACUAUUUAUCGAGGGUAAAACAGUUUACAACAAAUGGAGUGAUCAUGUUCUUGGAUGGUGGAAGCACAGACAUGAUCCGAACGUUCUGUUCCUUAAAUAUGAAGACCUGCAGAAGGUAUGAAAAUU
Pocillopora damicornis (cauliflower coral) is the source of this 694-nucleotide messenger RNA. Its product is annotated as sulfotransferase 1C2. Lineage: Eukaryota; Metazoa; Cnidaria; Anthozoa; Scleractinia; Pocilloporidae. The record is from RefSeq and is a predicted model, not a curated record. Gene Ontology annotation, molecular function: sulfotransferase activity.